Messenger RNA from Centruroides sculpturatus (bark scorpion), 986 nucleotides. RefSeq lists its product as uncharacterized. The coding region runs from base 1 to 834 and encodes 277 amino acids. The record is from RefSeq and is a predicted model, not a curated record. The transcript has 2 exons. NCBI's taxonomy places the organism in Eukaryota, Metazoa, Arthropoda, Arachnida, Scorpiones, Buthidae.
AUGGAUCCAGGUAAAUUUGUCAUCGUCAAAGAAGAUGCCGAGGGUUUAAUUUCUUGUACUGUAAUUGUUGGAAGAACUAUUUUAAAACACUAUAAUCUUUUAGAAUCAAUUACUACUUUAGAGAACAUAUUACAGGAAACAGAUAAAAUGAAUCAAGAAAUUAAAGAACAAAAUAAACAAAUAUCAUCAUUUACUUGUUCACUUAGCAGUAAGCUUGAAUAUCUACCUUUAAAACAACAGUUAGCUAUUAUUAAGGAAUGUCUAAGGUCUUCUGAACGAAAAAGUACUAAAGGAAUGAUGUAUGAUGAACAGUGGCUGCUAGAAUGCAUCACUAUGAGAAUGAAGAGUCCACGUUUAUACAAACACAUGCGCAUAAAUAAAAUACUAGUUUUACCAAGCAAAACUUGUAUUAAACAUUAUUUAAAAACUUUUAAGGCUGGUUUUGGAUUUAUUGAAAAAGUAUUAUUUGCUCUUAAAGAAAAAGCACAAUAUUUAAAUUCAUAUAGUAAGCUUAGAAAUCUCCUAUUUGAUGAGAUCAAAUUAUCUGAAAGCUUACAAAUUAAACAAAAUGGCUAUAUUCAGGGAUUUGUUAAUUUUAAAUCUUUUACAACAAAAGAAAUGAAAGAACAGAUGUGUGAUCAUUGUCUUAUACUAUUAUUUCAGCCUUUUGUAGGAGAUUGGGUUCAAAUUGUAGAAGUAUUUGGAACACGUAAAAAUGUUAAAGGAAAUAUAUUAGCAAAACUUUUAAUAGAAGCUAUUAUUCAAAUAGAAAAAGUAGGUUUAUAUGUUGAUUCUGUUACAGGAGAUGGAGCAACAUGGAAUAGAUCUAUGUGAAAAGAAUUUCGUAUUGGUGUUAAUAAUAAUGUGAUACAAUACAGAAUAAUUCACCCCUAUGAUGAAUUCAGAUUUUUGCAUUUUAUUUCAGAUUUUCCUCAUCUUAUAAAAUGCUUAAGAAACUGUUUUCUUAAAAUUAGCAUAUUCAAUAC